This is a messenger RNA of Ilex paraguariensis (yerba mate), 730 nucleotides long. The record is from the annotation of a GenBank genome assembly. NCBI's taxonomy places the organism in Eukaryota, Viridiplantae, Streptophyta, Magnoliopsida, Aquifoliales, Aquifoliaceae.
AAUGAGAAUCUUCGUUUAUCUUUUGCCUCUUCUAGCUUUGCUCUUGAUACGCUUUUCGUUCUUGAUACCCUUUCGCGGACUUAAACAAGCACCAGCACCCUAUGCCAAUUUUCAACUUGUCGAAACAUGGGCACCAACCUUUUGCUCACAACCACAUAUACCUUGUAUACAGCACUUCCCUCGAACUUUCACUCUUCAUGGCCUCUGGCCGGCUGAUGCCAACGGAAAUACUCUUCUCAGAUGUAGUACCAGUCGAAGGGACAAGGACAUUCAAACAGAGAUAAGGGCAUUAAGGUCUCAACUGCGACAAGUUUGGCCGAACAUUCGUACUGAUAUAACAGAGGAUAUCUUCUGGCAACACGAAUGGAAUGAGCAUGGCAUCUGUUCGCUAACGAGAAUGACCAAAAUGAACUACUUUCAAGCUGCUAUAAGAGAAACAAGGAGAAUUAAUUUGUUGACAAUCCUACAAAAUGCCCGUAUUGUUCCAGGUUCGCAUAUUGCUUACACCAAGAAUCAGUUCGAGAAUGCAGUGAGGAACUCAAUUGGAACAGAUAUAUAUGUUUCAUGUGCGCGUCUUAACAAUACCCAUGUUCUCUUGAAAGAACUUUUCAUUUGUUUGGAUGACACUGCAACACGCUACAUAAAUUGUCCAGCAAGUACAAGCCCAAGGGGUUGUCCACGUGCACGAGGGCCGAACAUCAUAUUACCUAGUUAAGGUUUAUCCAUGAUA